Molecule: messenger RNA, 2788 nt
Organism: Daldinia loculata
Lineage: Eukaryota; Fungi; Ascomycota; Sordariomycetes; Xylariales; Hypoxylaceae
Product: MFS general substrate transporter
Exons: 1
Coding region: 718-2244 (508 amino acids)
Biological process (GO): amino acid transmembrane export from vacuole
Source: RefSeq, a predicted model, not a curated record
AGUGUAACGCGGCGCCAUUUCGUCAGGUCCCUUAAACUUAAUCUACCGCUUCCAUCCAAUAAUGGUCCCUAGGAAUGAUGACCAGCUUCGGCGCCCAGCUCCAAAUUCGCGCUUACUUUCAGUCCAGUCCGUCGUCUCUAAAUAUUCCCUUCGUUCUCACUCUUCCUCCUUCGAAGCUGACGAUGAGCGAUCGACAUCCACCGAGUCAGGCAGAAUGACACCCGCGCCCAGCAUCGAGAACGGCUCCCCCUUCGGUCGCUAUCAUGGCGAAGAUACUCGCCCAACUAGUAACAAGGAGCUUGCUGGUUGGUACAUGUAUGGCUUCGCCGCCGAAACCUACGUAAUAUGCGGUUAGUAAAUCUAGACUCUUCCUCUUCCUCUUCCUAUUUGCUGGCAACACUUGAAAUAAUGCUGACAGUCACUAGCCAUCUGUGAGUAGCUACCUCUUCUCUUUAGCAUCUAUACAAGAUGAUGCCUAGUUCGGCAUCUAUCGGGUCCGAAAACAUUUACGCACCAUCAUCACAGCUACCCGCAUAUAACUAGUAAACAUGAGCUUACCAAACGCGAACAGCUUCGUUUAUUCCGAUUCUAUUAGAGAGCUUGGCCAGGGAAAAUGGCGUCCUCUUGAGGGAUCGGGAAAGCCCCUGCACGAGAACUUCGGAUGGCCCGUGUAUCGUCACCGUCGUCGGCAUCGAGAUCAAUACGGCUAGCUUCGCUAUGUAUACCUUCAGUAUAAGUGUGCUACUCCAGGCAUUACUAGUAGUCAGCAUCAGCUGCGCGGCCGAUCAUGGCAACUACCGAAAGCGGUUGUUAUUGACAUUUGCAUGGAUUGGAAGCUUUUGCGUCAUGUGCUAUAUAUUCAUCUCCAAAGAGAUAUACAUGUUCGGGGCGCUGCUGGCUAUCGUCUCUAACACGUCUUUCGGGGCGUCCUUCGUUCUAUUAAACUCCUUCCUUCCUCUCCUUGUCCGCCACCAUCCGAAAGUAUUGGAGUCGGUAACCGGUGUAUCCGAAGAUGACGACCUGGAAUCAGAUACUGUGAUCGACACUCAUUCUCGGUCGACAUCCCCUACUCUGGCCGAGCACCCUCCAAACGAUCCGACAACCCCCUUGCUCUCGCGAAACGACGGCAGCUCUGACAUCCACGACUUGCGACGAAUACCCACCCACGAGGAGCUUACCUCUAUUGAGCUUCAGCUGUCCAGCGAGAUAUCCGCGAAGGGGAUCGGGAUCGGCUACGGCGCUGCGUUGUUCGUGCAAUGCGCCUCCAUAUUAAUAUUAGUGAGCAUGCAUAGUUCUGUUUGGUCGCAACGGGUCGUGCUAUUUUUUAUCGGGGCUUGGUGGGCCAUUUUUACGAUACCAGCAGCUAUAUGGCUCAGAGCUAGACCCGGGCCUCCCCUCGCAGAGAGCCGAUACCGAGGCACCCGUGCUUGGAUAUCUUACGUUGUCUACUCGUGGAAGAAUCUAUUUCGGACGGUCAAGCUGGCACGACGUUUGAUCGAUGUCGUCUUGUUUUUGGCUAGCUGGUUUCUGAUUUCCGACGCUAUCGCGACGACAUCUUCGACUGCCAUAUUGUUUGCAAAGACGACCCUGCACAUGGAACCGUGGGCGUUAGGGAUGAUUAACGUUAUAUCUACGACUACGGGUGUCUUGGGUGCUUUCGGUUGGUCGUUUGUCUCCAAGUAUUUCAAGUUGCGACCCCAUCAGACUGUGCUGAGCUGUAUUGCACUUUUUGAAAUCAUACCUAUUUAUGGCCUUCUAGGCUACUUGCCUUUUGUCCAAAGAUGGGGAGUUUUCGGGCUUCAGCAGCCGUGGGAAAUGUACCCCUUAGCUGCCGUUUACGGUCUCGUCCUCGGUGGACUUAGUUCAUAUUGCCGAUCACUUUACGGAGAACUGAUCCCUCCCGGCUCUGAAGCUGCUUUUUAUGCAUUAUACGCCAUUACCGACAAAGGCUCAAGCAUAUUCGGACCUGUUAUAGUGGGGGCUAUCAUAGACGCGUCUGGUGAAAUUCGACCGGCAUUUUGGUUCCUGGCAGCGCUGGUCAGCCUUCCUGCGCCGUUUAUAUAUUUCGUUAAUGUCGAACGCGGCAAAUUCGAGGGAGAAAAACUGGCCGAGAUAAUCGAGGGCUUUAAGAGUAGAGAUGAUAUUCAUGAGGGCAGAUUUGGUAACGGUGUCGAAGGUCAAGGAAUUAUUUCCGCUUACGAUGGACAUGAUGAUGAGGAGGUUGACGGUCAUGCGAGGUCAUAAUACCCCGGAUUUAUUCAAGAGUACUUUUAUGCGAGGGUCUAUCUUGCAUAGCGACGGCGUUGACUCUUCUUCAUUUACGCAGGGAAAUAUUGGAUAACCAGGCCUAGUUCUUAGAUACCUCGCUCGGUUUUCACCUAGGGACCUAAUUUAAUCGAAUACUAACAACGCCCGGCAAGUUAUGUAGGGGCCCUUCCUUGUUUAGCAUACUGAUCGCGAUGUCGCACAGAAACUGGCCAAUACCAUUAUGUGUUGUAGCCUAUUAAAGCCAACGCCGAUAGCAUACUCCUUGGCCCCUAGAUCUCAACAGUAUAACUACGUAAAUUUAGUAGGCAAUAUUGAAGUUGUUAGACUUGAAUAACUGCCUCCUUACUACGAAGCAAACCAAAACAACAAAUUUCAGAAACUCGAGAUACUUUACCUCGUGAAACGAGUGAUGGAAAUAAAAACGAGCUCGGAACAUCUGAUCGACAUUACCGAAUAUCUGUAGCCAAUGCUUUGGGCUUAUCGGUUGCUGGAUAGGUACGGCAAGCACCCGACAUGUACG